AUGGGAAAUGCUCAAAGCAUCGCCGGCCACGACUGCCUCCUGGCAGCCGUUGGACAUAACCCGUCGAUGGUGACCUUCCAAACUGACGCCUUCUUUACAUUCCGUAUCCCUCUUUACAAUCUGAACACCCCCGUGAUUCCAGCAGCCAUCACGUACCCCAGUACGACCGAACAAGUCGCGAGCAUUGUCAGCUGCGCGGUCGACAAUGGGUACAAGGUUCAGGCACGCAGCGGAGGACACAGCUAUGCUAACUACGGUGCGUCUCUUGAGUCCACCCAGGGUUCACAUAGCCUUGCUAAUCUCUCCUUCUUGACAGGUCUCGGAGGCAUAGACGGCGCAGUGGUCGUCGACUUGAAACACUUCCAGCAAUUCUCCGUCGAUCCUGACACUCUGGUCGCUACUAUCGGAGCAGGUACACUCCUUGGAGAUCUUCAGACUCGUCUCGACCAUGCAGGUGGGAGAGCAGUGGCUCAUGGAACUUGUCCUCAGGUUGGCACUGGUGGACACUUUACAAUUGGCGGUCUAGGCCCGCUGUCUCGCGAGUGGGGCAUGGCCUUGGACCAUAUUGUCGAGGCUGAGGUGGUCUUGGCCAACUCGACUAUCAUCCGAGCCUCGGAAACUCACAACCAGGACGUCUUCUUUGCCAUUAAAGGUGCUGCAGCUGGCUUUGCCAUUGUCACUGAAUUUAAGCUGCACACGCACGAAGCACCCCGCGAGGCUGUCCAAUACUCAUUUGUUUGGAACGUGGGCAACACAUCCGAAAAAGCGGAACUGUUCAAGGAUUGGCAACGGCUGAUAUCCAGCAAGGACCUUUCCCGGAAAUUCGCGUCCGAGCUUAUAGUUUCUGUCGCAGGCGUCGUCAUCUCGGGCACUUACUUUGGCACCAAGGAAGAGUGGGACGCUUUCAAAAUCGAGAAGCAUUUCCCACUCAGCAACUCAGCAAAUAUUGUGACCCUGACUGAUUGGAUGGGCAUGCUUGGCAGCGGCGCUGAAUCUCUUAUGGAGUCAGUUGUCGGCGGAAUCCCGGUUCCGUUCUAUGCCAAGUCCAUGUCUUUCACUCCAGAGAACCUCAUCCCAGAUAGCGGAGUCGAUGCAAUGUUCAAAUACAUUGAUACAACUAACAAAGACACAACGGUCUGGUUUAUCAUCUUUAACGUGGAAGGUGGUGCAACUAACGACAUUCCAAUCAACGCUACUGCUUACGCCCAUCGCGAAGCCAUCAUGUGGAUGCAGUCCUAUGCGGUCAACCUUCUUGGGCCCAUCUCUACUACAACCAAGAAGUUCCUCAACGGCCUGAAUGCAGUUGCUGCAUCAUACCACCCCGGCGCUGACUUUGGAGCUUAUCCGGGAUAUGUCGAUCCCCAGCUGAUUGAUCCACAGAGCUCCUAUUGGGGACCAAAUCUGCCGAGGCUUCAGACCAUCAAGGCCGACAUUGAUCCUCACAACGUAUUUCAUAAUCCCCAGAGCGUGCAAGCACUUUCUUGA
Messenger RNA from Penicillium atrosanguineum, 1485 nucleotides. Its product is annotated as FAD-binding oxidoreductase. The transcript has a single exon. Lineage: Eukaryota; Fungi; Ascomycota; Eurotiomycetes; Eurotiales; Aspergillaceae. The coding region runs from base 1 to 1485 and encodes 494 amino acids. Gene Ontology annotation, molecular function: FAD binding; oxidoreductase activity. The record is from RefSeq and is a predicted model, not a curated record.